Messenger RNA from Cyclocybe aegerita, 3447 nucleotides. The record is from the annotation of a GenBank genome assembly. NCBI's taxonomy places the organism in Eukaryota, Fungi, Basidiomycota, Agaricomycetes, Agaricales, Hemipholiotaceae.
AUGACCUCUUGCAUGUCGUGUGUAGCGAGCGACGGGGGAAGGAGAAAGCAGAAGAAAACGCGUUUCGGAAGAACAUGGAGAGGUGGACUUCGUGAAAUCGCGCUUGUGUCUAUUCACCGGCCCGCAGAUGCAAACACCGUCAAAGCCAAUCACAUCCUUGGCGGGACUGAACUGCGCUUCGUCGUUCUCUACUUUCUGCUGUCGUCUCCACCUAUCCAGUCGUAUCAUACAACAUCAUUGACAUCUAAGGAUCCCACAAUGUUCGGGAACCGCGCAAGACAAACUGGAUUCGACGUUGAUGAGGAAAUUCACUAUCCUACGCGCCCCGUCGAUAAGGACAAGGCGGAGCACGAACUUGUCAUAAACAUCAAGAAGGCGACAAGUCCGGAAGAGACUGCGCCGAAGCAGAAGCACGUUAGGAAGUGCAUUGUCUACACUUGGGAUUACCACUCGUCAAUAUCCUUCUGGAGCGGCCUGAGGGUUCAGCCAAUUCUUGCUGAUGAAGUUCAAACCUUCAAAGCUCUGAUCACGGUGCACAAGGUCUUACAGGAGGGUCACCCGGUGACUCUCAAAGAGGCCCAAGGUCAAACUGCUUGGCUUGAAACGUGCGCGCGUACAGUUGGGGCGGAUAGUCAACGAGGAUAUGCUUCACUGAUCAAAACCUAUGUCCAAUUCAUCUUGGCUAAACUGAGAUUCCAUCGCCUUCGUCCAGAGUUCAACGGCCUCUUCGAAUAUGAAGAAUAUGUCACUCUGAAGGGAAUCGAUGAUCCCAAUGAAGGUUACGAAACUAUCUCUGACCUUAUGGGCCUUCAAGAUCAAAUAGAAUCUUUUCAAAAGAUGGUCUUCUCCCACUUCCGCCAUUCAGCCAACAAUGAAUGCCGUAUUUCGUCGUUGGUGCCAUUGGUGAAAGAGAGUUGGGGAAUAUACCGCUUCAUCACCAGCAUGCUUAGAGCGAUGUACAGACGAACCAAUGACCAGGACGUGUUGGAGCCCUUGAAGGAAAGAUAUACUUCCCAGCACUACAACCUUCGAAAGUUCUACUACGAAUGCUCGAAUCUGAAGUAUCUGACCGGUCUUAUCAACGUCCCUAAAUUGGGUCAUGAACCGCCAAACCUCUUGGAGUCAGGAGAUGCUCCCGAUCUACCAGCGCGACCUAAGGCAAAAUCUCCCACACCACCUCCUGCAACACCCAUGCCAAGUGCUGCAGAGAUUGACGAGCAAGCACGAAUGCUCAAGGAGUACGAGGAUAAGCAAGCUUCCCUGCAGGCACAACGCGACGCCGAAGAAAGACAGCGUGCUGAGCUUGAACGUCAACAACAGGCGGAAUUCGAAGCGCGCCAGCGUGCCCAGGCUGACGCUCAGAGACAGGCACAAGAACAACUUAUGCAACAGCAGAUGAUGUACAACAACAAUCAACAGAACGAACUAGAGCGGGAGUUGCUUGCGAUGAGAGGCCAAUACGAGCGUGACCAGAUUUUCCUUGAGCAGUAUGAUCGCCGCGUCAAAGCUCUCGAAUCUGAGCUGAGCGGUGUCAACGCUCACAUUAACUCUCAGUUGGCUUCCAAAGAUGAACUGAUCAAGCAGUUGCAGGAUCAAGUCACACUUUGGCGGAACAAGUAUGAGGCCCUCGCAAAGCUUUACAGUCAGCUCCGGACAGAGCACCUUGACAUGCUUUCCAAAUUCAAGCAAAUGCAACUCAAAGCUAACUCUGCUCAAGAAGCUGUCGACCGUAUGGAGCGAAUGGAGCGAGACCUGAAGGCGAAAAACAUCGAGCUGGCUGAUAUGCUUAGAGAACGGGAUCGAGCCCGCUUUGACAUUGACAGACAAAAGUCAUCUCAUAAGGAUGAAGUUGAUCGACUGCGCCGUGAACUCAACUUCGCCAAUGAGCGUGCAGAAGACGCCUCUCGCAACAAGAGCUCCGAGGUAUCCACUGUCAUGUCAAAAUACAACAGGCAGUUGUCAGAGCUGGAAGACUCCCUUCGCGCUAAGCAAAUGCAGAUUGACGACCUGCUCGUCAAGCUCAACAACGCUGGUGGAGAUCUCGAGCGUCUUAGGGAAGAAAAGGAUCAGGAAAUCAUGAUCUUGCAGGCUGGAAUGGACAGCACGAUUGAGCAGCUAUCAGAAGCCCAGCAGAAUCAAGGCCUCGUUGACGAGACUACCAACGCCCAAAUUGACACUCUUAUCCUUGAUAACCGCAAGAAAUUGAAUCAAAUUAUCGAUUCCAUUCUGCAAGCAUGUGUCCAGAAGGUUGACGAUGCGAUCUACGAGUUAGAAUCUCCCACUCAGGCAGGCAACCUCAACUCGACCCCCGAGUAUACCCUCUCGAUGAUCGAGAAAUGCCUGAAUAACGCGACCGAAUUUGCCACUAUUUACAACCUCUACCUUGGUGGGGAACGUGGUGGAGAUCACGUCGACGUUAUCAAGUCGGCCAACGAAUUCGCCCAAUCUCUCGCCGACGUGCUCAUCAACACCAAGGGAAUUACUCGUUUGGCCAGCGAUGACGACGCCUCUGACAAGAUCAUUAACGUUGCCAAGUCUGCAGGAGAUGUUGGCUUGCGUUUCUUCGAGAAUCUGCAAUCCUACAAGCUCGAUUUGCUUCAGCCAACCCAACGCAAAGAGGUUGCAAUGCGUAAUAAUAGUCAAGCACGCACUUCCCUCACCAAACUGUCUGAAGUUGUGGACGGUCUCAUCCCCAAGGGCACUAAAGCUGCACGUGCGAACGGGGAGAUUGGUGACAUUGUGGAGAAAGAGAUGUUGAACGCAGCUCAGGCGAUCGAGGCUGCCACGGAACGGUUGCAGGCGUUGAUGUCGCGUUCACGCGACUCCUCGCGGUACAGCGCGGUUGAUCUACAGGUCCACGACUCGAUCCUGUCUGCAGCGAUGGCUAUCACGAACGCGAUUUCCCGCCUCAUCAAGGCGGCCACCGAGUCGCAGCAGGAGAUCGUGGCGCAGGGUAAAGGGUCGAGCACUAACCAGCAGUUUUACAAGCGCAACAACCGCUGGACGGAGGGUCUGAUCUCUGCUGCCAAAGCGGUUGCUUUCGCAACGAACCUACUCAUUGAGAGUGCCGAUGGUGUUUUGUCUGGCACGCACUCGCUUGAGCAACUCAUUGUGGCGUCUAAUGAGGUUGCCAGUGCGACUGCUCAACUUGUAGCGGCCUCUCGUGUCAAGGCUAAUCUCAUGUCAAAGACUCAAGAACGCCUCGAGCUGGCGGCGAAGGCAGUCACUGCAGCUUGCAAGGCACUCGUCAGGCAGGUGAAGGCUGUUUCUGCGAGACAAGCGGAGGAAGAGGAUGUCGACUACAAGAGCAUGGCGGUCCUCGAGUUCAAGAAACGCGAGAUGGAGCAGCAGGUCGAGAUCCUCAAGCUCGAAAAGGAGUUGGGCGCAGCUCGACAUCGUUUGGGAGCCAUGAGACGUGCAGGAUAUCACACAGAGGAGACAGACUAA